Messenger RNA from Heterobilharzia americana, 1905 nucleotides. The record is from the annotation of a GenBank genome assembly. NCBI's taxonomy places the organism in Eukaryota, Metazoa, Platyhelminthes, Trematoda, Strigeidida, Schistosomatidae.
CUUAAAUGGUUACGCAGAUGAUGCUUGUGCUUGAACUCAGCAUUCUUACUUGUUGGAAAUGUUCUUUCUGUGAGGUGCUUUCUGUCUGCAAGUUAUGGAUACAAGCAUAGAAAAGAAACUCUAUCUCACUAUUAUGAACCUGUUCAUGCUGUCUUUUAAUUAUCUCUGAUCAACUGCUAAAAGUUUAUCCGAUUACGCAGAUUGGUUUCUUACGCAAUGAUUCGUUUAAACAUGCAUGAUUAUGUGCCUAAUAUUGAGGAUAUUAUAAUUUGCGAAUUACUUAAAUCCAUAAAAUGUAGUGGUAUCGAAAUGAGUUUGUUAGAUGAUUCAAUGGUGCUAAUUGAAAAUCUGGAAGAAGUACCAGAAAAUGAAAUAGAAGAUCAUAUAUAUAAAUCACUAAUAAAAGGUGAUAGCUUUCAAGCUCUUAAAAAUUGGAUAUUUGCACAAAAGUCUAUUAUUUUAACACAAAUAAAACAAAAACGAGCAGAUGAACAUUAUUUAAACAAUUCUUGCAACUGUAAUUAUUUGAAAAAAGCUCAAACUAAUUGGGAACGCAAAAUGCUAAGAAGCUUAAACUCAAUGUGUCAAGAACUUGGGAUACAGUUGGCGAGAAAAAGACCGACAAACCAGAGUGAAUCUAUUCUUCAAAAUUGGACAGAAUUAUCAGUCUAUUUCAACAAACAGUCAACAAUUAAACCUGUUUUUGGUCCAAAAGAUCUGUUAGAUGUUCUUAUACACAUCAAACAUCCACAAAUGAAAUCUACACCUAGGAUGGGCUUUAAAGACAAUUACCAUUUAGAUAUAACUGCAGCUUGGGGCUUAUUCAACUUACCUUUGAAUGUUAAAAGUCUUUCUGAAUUGAGAAGGUUUUACGACCCGUUAAAUCUACGAAAUCCUCAAAUUGGUGUUGAUGAUUUAUCAUCAUCUUCAUUUGAAUUGUCACGUGAACAAGAAGUUCAAGAAAUUAUAAGCAUUGGUUCUUCAGAACGUGCACAGAAAUUUUUACGUUAUGGUUGUCCAUUAGGUUACCGUGCACAGUUAUGGGCAAUAUGUUUAAAUGCAAGAGUAAUGAAAGACGAUCACCUAUAUUAUGAACGACUGAAAUCAUUUGUUGCAGAAGAUGAAUAUAUGACAGACCAACUAAUUUGUAAGGAAGUGCAACUUACAGCCUCUAACGACGACAUGCAUUUUGUAUUUUGUGAUUAUACAUAUCAGGUUCUUCUUCCAUUCACUAGAGACCAUACAGUAUUGUGUCAUUUCAAGUCUAUGUCUGCAUCUCCGCCCAGAGUAAUUGGAAAACAUUCUACUGAAUCACACAUAUACCCUCCGUCUGGAGUUAUACCAUUUCACGGAUUCUCUAUGUACAUGUUACCAUUAUGUUAUUUAUAUGAUGAUCCUGUCACUUUAUACAUAAUCUUUCGUGAGUUGUACGUACGCUAUUUUUACAAACUGCACACAAUAUCAGAUGAAAAUAGUGGUAUAUUAUGCUUAUGUUUAUUGUUUGAACGUUUACUACAAGUCAAAGAACCUGAGGUUUUCUUUCAUUUGAAAUCAUUUGGUGCACAACCUAUACGUUUUGUAUUCAAAUGGCUAAUGCGUGCAUUCAGUGGUUUCUUAGCACCAGACCAAGUACUUUUAUUAUGGGACCGAAUACUUGGAUUUGAUUCACUAGAAAUUUUACCUGUGUUAGCUGUAGCUAUAUUUUCUUACCGCCGUGUCAACCUGCUUCUGGUGAAAUCAACUACUGAAGUCGAGGCAGUUUUGGCAGACCUUACACCACUAAAAGUAAUCAGCCUUCUACAAAUGGUCAUUUUCACAGGAUGACUGCGAUAACCCAACUAUAAGGUGUAACUAAAACAUGUAAACCUUUAAGCUUCCUAAUUAUACGUUGUUCUUCACAAUUUG